Messenger RNA from Neoarthrinium moseri, 867 nucleotides. RefSeq lists its product as uncharacterized. NCBI's taxonomy places the organism in Eukaryota, Fungi, Ascomycota, Sordariomycetes, Amphisphaeriales, Apiosporaceae. Gene Ontology annotation, biological process: polyketide metabolic process. The record is from RefSeq and is a predicted model, not a curated record. Bases 1 to 867 code for a protein of 288 amino acids. The transcript has a single exon.
AUGGCCAACAUGGAAACCAUCUAUCGCGCUUGGAUCUCGUCCAUCAAUGACCGGCGAUGGGACGACGUGGUGCAGUAUAUGCAGCCAACAUACGCGCAUGGAUCCACCGACAUGAUAUCGCUGAAUCACCAACAAUUCACCGCCUACCACAAGCACGUCCUGGAAGUUUUCGGGCCAGACUGCUCUUUCACAGCCGACGCAGUGGUCGCCGAUGCAGAAGCUGGCUGCAUAGCGGCAAGGUGCCUCGCCGAGGUUACGCUAGUCCAGCCCUUCCUUGGGUUACAGCCAAACGGAAAGAGAGUUCGCUUCUUCGAGACCCAAUUCGUCUGGUUCGAGGACCAAAGGGUCCGAGAACUCCGUAGGGUGCCUGACCUGGAUGACUUCCGUCGCCAGAUGUCUUCAAGGGCCGAAGAGACGACACCGGACCUCAUGGGACUUCCUCUGGAGCUGCCAACUUCCCGGCAUCUCGACAAUGCCGGAUUGAAGUCGUUCUACAGGUCUUACAUCAAGGCCAUCAACGAGGACCUCUCUGAAUCAAGCCUCUCGGAGUUCUGCAAUCCAAGUGUGGUCCACAAUGCGAAGACAUUAUCACUUUCGCAGUAUGUGUCGCUCAUUGACGACAGCAGCUCAGCGGUCCGGGAGAUGACAGCACACAUUCACACCAUCGUUGCGGACGAAAAGUCGCAACGCAUUGCCGCGCGGAUCGAGUGGUCCGGCGAACCCAUCAAGACAUUGGCAGGCAUUGAUCCCAACGGUCGGUCCGUGAGGUUUCCCGAGCAUGUCAUCUACCAGCUUGAGGCUGGAAAGAUUGCAAGGGUAUGGGCAAUUGUUGAUUGGGAUUCGUUUCGUGCUCAAAUGACUGCAUAG